AUGCCUUUUGAGUAUGACAUCUGGAACUUGAGUCAGCUUAAAAACGCUAACAAAGUAAACAUCAUAGAUCCAAGUUCAAGACCAGAGGGCUACAUUUACAGUGUAUUGCUCCCAGUUUCUACAACGCCGGAUAAAAUUUGUAAAUGGCUUUAUGACAUGAAUUUCCUUUUGAUAUGUGUUAUUUUUCCGCUCCUCUGCGCUGUGAUGCUCGACGCUGUCUUCUCAGAAGAAAACUGCCGUUAUUUGGAAUUCAAGCCCACCAAAGCAUUUGACGGUCAACGCCUGAUAAAUCACGUAAUUCAAAUUGAUGUCGUCAAGGAUAAAGUAUUAUGUAAGAUACGGUGUUUCAUGGAGCCAGAUUGUGUCAGUUAUAAUCUCGAAAAGCAACCGAGUGGGGACAAUGGAGCAUAUAAAUGUGAGUUGAAUGAUGCUACUCACGAAGGAAACGAAGACGACCUUGUUGGGGAGUACGAUUACUUUUACCAUGGAUCAGAGAGUAACUGUAUCGCAAACCCUUGCAAGAACAACGCGACUUGCCAAAGCGGUUUUACCGACAAAGGUUAUCGCUGUUUGUGUUCACCUGGAUUCAAGGGUCAGAUUUGCGAUGAAGAUAUUGACGAAUGUGCCACCCAAGAUCACGGCUGCAGUAUUCAUGCUGUGUGCAGAAAUGCCGAGGGAUCCCACAACUGCACAUGUAAACCUGGAUAUUCUUGGGAUGGAAGGACUUGCCAAGAUUCCGACGAGUGCCUUACAGGAACACAUAACUGCAGCGCUGAUGCUGUAUGCAACAAUACCAAAGGGUCGCACAACUGCACAUGUAAACCUGGAUAUUCUGGUAAUGGACAGAUAUGCAAAGGUAACUUUGGCUCCGUCAUGUUUUCAAGCUGCAAAGAAGCUUAUGACGCGAAAUUACUAAGCGUAAGUAACGUCGUCACGCUUCGUAUCGACUCAAGGCCAAUUUCCGUUUUCUGUCACGUGGGGGAUGUAGGAUGUGGAGAUGGAAUAUGGACCUCUGUCAUGAAGAUUGAUGGCAACAAGCGAACUUUUCAUUAUGAUUCCAAUUUUUGGAGCAACAUGUUAGAAUAUAACCUUCCUGGAGGAGAGACUGGGUUUGACCAAAUAGAGACCAAAUUACCGACUUACUGGAACACAUCAUUCUCCAAGAUCUGUCUCGGUAUGAAGAUUGGCCAACAUCUCAGGUUCAUUGUCAUUAACAAGCGAGCAGAUUCCCUGUACUCACUGAUCGCCGACGGACAAUACCGUCCGACCAAUUUGGGUCGUGACGCAUGGAGGUCCUUGAUUGGCCCAAAUGCGUCCACGCAGAUUUACUGCAACAAAGAGGGGUUUAAUAUUUACUCAUUGGAAGCUUAUUGGAAGUCUAGGACUCCAAAAGCAAGGGUCGGCUUUGUCACCAACAAUAGAGAUAACUGCCAUGAUGUUGAUGUCAGAAUCGGGUUUGGUACAGGAGGGCCACACGAUGACACCAACACGUGCGGAAUCGUUGCAGACAAAGCCGGUCUUGAUAAUGGGUCGCAGUUCAUUAAAGUCAUGGGAUACAUCUUAAUACAGUAA
This is a messenger RNA of Pocillopora verrucosa, 1572 nucleotides long. The record is from RefSeq and is a predicted model, not a curated record. NCBI's taxonomy places the organism in Eukaryota, Metazoa, Cnidaria, Anthozoa, Scleractinia, Pocilloporidae.